CGCCGCCGCCGCCGCCGCCGCCGCCUCCCUCCCGCAGCAGCUGCUUGACCGUGGAGCCUCGGGCGAUGCUGCCGCCCUCUUGCCCGCCACAUGCUCGAGGAAAUGCCUCGGAUGUGCAGAUCCCAAGAAACGCUAGGACUAGGCGCUUUGCGGGGUCCCUUUUAGCUCCCCUCUAACGGUUUGUGGCUCCUGGUUUUGGCGUGCUUUGUUUUCCCGUGAUUUGUGGUGUGUAAUUUGGUACAGGGUCUACUGUGAAAUCAAGAAGUUGCUAGGUUUGGGCCUCCUCGGCAGUUGUUUUUUCGUGGUUUUUGCUGCUUUUAUGGGAGUUCCCGUCGCGCGGAAGUCCGAUUCUUGGGUGACCGACCUUGCGAUGACGGACUGCGGCGGCGGCGACCGCUCCGACCUCGGCGUCCGGCCUAUUAACGGUGGCCGAGGUGCCCCCAUGGAGCAGCGUGGUGACGGGUUGGACGGGGCUCCGAUGUCCCCACCGGAGCGUGUCCCGACACCGUCUUCCUCGAGGUCUGCUGGGUGGCGGCGUUUCUCCUCACCUGGUCCUCUCCGAUGCUCAACGCCAGGGAGUAUUGGUUAUGAAGACGGCGAGGACUCAGACCGAGGCCGGUAUUUCUCCCCGGGCAGUGAGUUUUCUCAAGAUACUUCUGAUACGGAUUCCGUGAGCACAAAUAUUAGUAGGCUGUACACAUUCAGGUUGGGAAAUUCGAGCCCGUUAUAUAGUCCUAUGAAACGAUCCGGACAAGUAGGCACAAGUCCUCCCUCCGGGAUAAAUGGUCAUGCCAGCCAAAAUUCUCCUCUAUACUCUUUGAAUUCUGGUCAUGGCUACGAUGAUGGUGAUUAUUUGAUGGAUUCACCCAAUUGCCAUGAUGAACAUCAUGACAAUAUUAUACAGCCAAUUGAUUUUGAGAGUAAUAAUGGACUCAUAUGGCAUCCUCCACCGCCUCAAGAUGAGGGUGAUGACUCCGAAAACAGUUUCUUUCAAUACAAUGACGAUGAUGAUGACAGCGCUAUUGGUGAUGGGAAGACCUUUGAACAUGUUAACCAUGAGUGCGGUGGUAGUGAUGAUUUACCAGGGACCAAAGGAAAACAGAAUAUAGCUCAUAAAGAGUUCUUAAGGAACGCUCUACAUGGGCAUUUCAGGGCUCUUGUGUCCCAAUUGCUCCAAGGUCAUGGAGUUGACCUCGUGGAUGGAUGGUCGGACAUAGUAUCCUUAUUAGCAUGGCAGGCAGCUACCUUUGUGCAGCCAGAUACAAGCAAAGGUGGUAGCAUGGAUCCCACCAACUAUGUCAAAGUUAAAUGUGUAGCGUCAGGGACUCCCAAUGAUAGUACUUUCAUUAAAGGUGUUGUUUGUUCUAAGAAUGUAAAGCAUAAACGCAUGGUGUCAAAGCAUGAGAAUCCUAGAAUUCUUCUUUUGGGAGGAGCACUGGAACAUCAAAAGGUUACAAACAAACUAGCAUCAAUAAACAGCAUUCUUGAACAGGAAAAGGAAUAUCUUAAGAAUGCUGUUGCAAAGAUAGAGGCCCAACGACCUCAUGUCUUGCUGGUUGAAAAGAGCGUGCCGAUGUAUGCUCAACAGCUUCUUGCAAAAGAUAUCUCUUUAGUACUGAAUGUCAAGAGAUCACUUCUAGAACGGAUAUCACGCUGCACAGGUGCUAAAAUUGCUUCAUCCAUUGACAAUGUCACUUCAGCAAGACUUGGACAGUGCCAAGCUUUCUGGAUUGAAAGAGUUGCAGAAUCUUUAGCUCCGAAGGAUAACAGAAAAUCUAUCAAGACACUGAUGUUCUUUGAUGGCUGUCCAAGACGCCUGGGCUGCACGGUCCUCCUAAGGGGCACAUCCUAUGAAGAGUUAAGGAAGGUCAAACUUGCUCUACAGUUUGCUGUAUUUGCAGCAUAUCAACUAUCACUGGAGACUUCAUAUCUUGCAGAUGAGGGUGCAACACUACCAAAGACCCCUUCAGAUCUUCCAGCUCGUCCACUUGAGAAGCAUAUGAAUGGUGGGGAUAUUUCCUCAAGUACUUCUCGGCAGAAUUUGAAUGAUUUUCAAAUCAUUGGUGACAGAACUUCAGAAAAGGGCUGCAUCGUGCCUCUAAAUUUCCUUGAUGGUUCUUCUAAAGUGUUAACUAUCGACCAAUCCCUUUUGAAACCUAACUUUGGUCAGGAAGAAUACAUUCCUGGAACUGAUGACACGUUUUCUCACCCCCCAACAUUGUUUAUCGAUAAUAAUUGUGAAGCACCUCUAGUCAGAAAAGGGACACCAACAGAUUUGCAAUGCCCUGAUGACGUUCAUCGAGAUGAGAGGGUUGGUGGGAUUUAUAGAGUUGAAAGUGAGUUGGACAAUGGUUGCCAUCAUACAUCAGACGAAGAACAUGUAGGAGUAACCGUACCUGAUCAUAACGAGAACCCCACCGAGUAUUUCCCAACAUCCGAUAAUGCACAGAGCAUUUUGGUUUCCUUGUCCAUUGCAUGCCAUCAGAAAAGAAUUGUAUGCAAGCAAUCUCAGCUCUUCCGCAUAAAGUUCUACGGUAAUUUUGAUAAGCCACUUGGGAGGUAUUUUCGUGAAGAUUUAUUUUAUCAGACUUCGUGCUGUGAGUCUUGCAAAGAACCUGCAGAAUCUCAUGUUCAAUGUUAUACUCAUCAACAAGGCAGUCUUUCAAUAGGUGUUAGAAAUCUUGAAUCUGUAAAGCCGUUACCUGGACGGAAUGAUGGGAAGAUAUGGAUGUGGCACAGGUGCCUCCGGUGCAAACAGAAAAAUGGAAACCCUCCGGCAACACACAGAGUAGUGAUGUCUGAUGCGGCAUGUGGACUUUCUUUUGGAAAGUUUCUUGAACUUAGCUUUUCGAAUCACACAACAGCCAAUCGAGUUGCCUGCUGUGGACAUUCCCUCCAGAGGGACUGUCUUCGUUUUUAUGGGUUCGGAAGUAUGGUUGCUGUCUUCCGUUAUUCUCCUGUAGACAUCCUGUCUGUCAACUUGCCACCCUCAGUAUUAGACUUUGCUUGUCCAGUAGCACAAGAUUGGCUCAUCGAGGAGGCUGGUGAUGUAGCCAAUAGGAAGGAUAACUUUUACAGGGUGAUUUCUGACAAUCUUGAGUGCAUUGAAAAGACAGUUUCAGCCCAAGAAGAUGUGAGCAUGAAGUCGGGCUUGUAUAAACAUGUUGUUGAUCUUAAAGAUCUGAUUAAAGUUGAGUGGAAGAAAUAUGACGUUUUGUCGGGGUUUGGUAGCAUACAGAACUUACAAACAAUUGGAGAACCCGUAGAUGUUCUAGAGCUCAACCGCCUGAGGCGAGAGCUUGUACUUGAUGCACACGUAUGGGAUCGCCGUCUGCACAUGAUGCACUCACUCACCAAGAAAAACUGUACUGUGGCAACUGAUGCACAAUGUCCUAAGAAGUUUCCUGAAAGCAUGUUAAAAGAUUCAAAGGCUGAGAUUUCCAGCACACAGGAGAAUAUGGAGAAGUCACUAGAAUAUUCGCAGUCAAGUUCGUUUAUCACAGAUAGUGGGAAGCCAUUGCUCAGAACAGAACAUGGUGACACAACUGCGUCACAUUCUGGAUUGACCAGCAUAGAUGAAGUAUACCACCAGUCUGUUGAAGGCUCUGGUAGUUCUGCUGGUCUCCACAUUGUCCCGCACCCAUGUGAAGUACAGAGCAAUGGGGUGAUGGCUGAUGAACUUAAGCUUGAGAAGACAUUGGAGAAGUCAGAGUCUUCUCCAUCAAAUCUUUCUGAUAGAAUUGACUUGGCAUGGACUGGCUCUGGCGUGGAGACACUUCUAGUCGUACCUACUGCUCUGAUGAAUGGCUCCUCAUACCAUAAUGUUAUGGCUCCAAUUAGAAUUAAAUCAUUUGAUUCUGGAAUCAAUUUCAGAAAUGGGUUAUCACCUGUCGACGAUUCAAAUGUAAACAUAAGAAGAGCUUAUUCCCAAAGGCCUCCUAGGGCGCUUGAGAGAACAGGCAGGGGUUUGUCCCCGACCUUCACAAAUAAGCUGUCACUUCCUGGUAUGGUUGAUGGUGAGGGUCGUUUCCUUCUAUCACAAAGUGUUUCAGAUGUUGUUGUUCCAGUGUAUGAUGAUGAGCCAUCCAGUAUGAUAGCCCAUGCCAUGACUGUUCCAGAAUAUCGUAGUUUCGUGUUGCCAGUGCUGAAUCUGCAUAAUGAAUUGGACAGACCUAGUGUUUUAAGCUCUCUGGAUCAUUUGACGGUUUCUUUUGAGGAUGAAGAUUCAUGUUCUGUGGAUAAGGCAAAAUUUUCUGUAAUAUGUUAUUUUGCAAAGCAAUUUGAUUCAAUCAGAAAAAAGUGUUGUGCAGAUGAACUGGAUUACAUUCGUUCUUUGAGCCGAUGCAAAAGAUGGAGUGCUCAAGGUGGCAAGAGUAAUGUAUACUUUGCCAAGACACUGGAUGACAGAUUUGUCAUAAAGCAAGUGACACGGACGGAACUAGAUUCAUUUGAGGACUACGCAGCUGAGUACUUCAAAUAUAUAACAGAGUCCGUAUCCUCUGGAAGCCCAAUUUGCCUUGCUAAAGUUCUUGGUCUUUACCAGGUCGUUGCCAAGAACUUGAAAGAUGGAAAGGAACUGAGGAUGGAAUUAAUGGUCAUGGAAAACAUAUUUUUCAAGAGGAAGGUAUCAAGAAUAUAUGACCUGAAAGGAUCCCUGCGUUCUCGUUACAACCCUGAUACAUCAGGAAACAACAAGGUUCUCUUAGAUCUCAAUCUAUUAGAGACACUUCAUACAAAACCCAUUUUUCUUGGAAGCAAAGCAAAAAGAAGGUUGGAACGGGCUGUCUGGAACGAUACUUCAUUUCUGGCAUCGGUGGGUGUGAUGGAUUAUUCCCUGUUGGUUGGCAUCGACGAGGAGAAGAAAGAGCUGGUGAUGGGAAUCAUUGACUAUCUCCGGCAGUAUACGUGGGACAAGCAGCUGGAGACCUGGGUGAAGGCGUCGGGGAUUCUAGGGGGCUCCAAGGACGGGAUGCCCACCAUCAUUUCUCCAGACCAGUACAAGAAGAGGUUCAGGAAGGCCAUGUCAAAGUACUUCCUGACUGUCCCCGACCAAUGGUCACCUUGAAUCGUCGUCACUUGAUGCCUGCUGUUAUUUGCCUAUUGGCGUGCAAGAUGGGGUGAUGGCGACUGGGAAGCGGCCCAUUGUUUUCUUCGUUUUUCUUUGGUUUUGUUAGGAUGAUAGUCCAUCGAUCUGCGCCUUUUGUAUGUUAUUUUUGCUCGCAUCAGGCAGGAUUGGGGUCGCUGGAGAGGGGGCGUACGGUAAAGGUUGUCCCCAUCCUGGCAGAGCCUAGGGAUCGAUAUGUGUAUAUUAUAUAUAACAAAUGCUACACUGUAACAUGAAAUGAAAUGCAGAGGAAUUAAAAUGCGUGAGUUUCCUUA
Hordeum vulgare subsp. vulgare (domesticated barley) is the source of this 5379-nucleotide messenger RNA. Its product is annotated as putative 1-phosphatidylinositol-3-phosphate 5-kinase FAB1C. The coding region runs from base 320 to 5065 and encodes 1581 amino acids. Gene Ontology annotation, molecular function: ATP binding; 1-phosphatidylinositol-3-phosphate 5-kinase activity. The record is from RefSeq and is a predicted model, not a curated record. Lineage: Eukaryota; Viridiplantae; Streptophyta; Magnoliopsida; Poales; Poaceae. Gene Ontology annotation, biological process: phosphatidylinositol phosphate biosynthetic process. Gene Ontology annotation, cellular component: endosome membrane. The transcript is spliced from 11 exons.